Drosophila eugracilis is the source of this 2101-nucleotide messenger RNA. RefSeq names its product gastrulation defective protein 1 homolog. Gene Ontology annotation, cellular component: nucleus; site of double-strand break. Gene Ontology annotation, biological process: regulation of DNA double-strand break processing. The coding region runs from base 86 to 2047 and encodes 653 amino acids. The record is from RefSeq and is a predicted model, not a curated record. The transcript has a single exon. Gene Ontology annotation, molecular function: protein binding. Lineage: Eukaryota; Metazoa; Arthropoda; Insecta; Diptera; Drosophilidae.
UUACCAAAAAAGCCGCACUUAUCUAGAGAAAAGGAAAAUAAAUUCUAAAAUAACAAAAGACAUCUAAAAGUAAUAUACAUAAGAUAUGCAACGUGGUAAAAUCUCCUUUGGAAAAAUUCAACUGAAUGUUAGCAAAACGCCCGUCGAGCAGAAACCUGAUGAAAACUCCAAAAAAGAUGAAAAAGAAUCGCCCGAAGCCAGUGGAAGUGGUGGAGGAUUCAAGAAAAUGGACAAGCAGCAAAUGAUUAGGCAAAUCGAAGAUGUAGCCGAAGAUUUGGAGAGCCAGCAUCUGAAGGAAGUGAUGGGAAUUAGUGGCUUCGGCCGCAAGGCUGCCAAGGUAUUCGACAUUAAUGAGCAAAUAGAAAAAGCCAGGGUUACCCGACCGAGAUUAGAAAAAAACAAGGAGGAUCUUAAGCUAGCCGAGGCAAAGGAAGCUGAGGAUGAGGAGGAAGAUGUCAUAGGUCCAUUGCCACCAGCUGCAGUUGUAGAGAAUGAUAAAUCCACGAAAGAGGCUUCUAAAGAUGAAGAUUCCGACGAUGACUCCUCCGAUGAAGAAUCUGAAGACGAGCAGAGCCUUGGGAAUCGAAUACCGUACACCCACGAGGUGCAGAUGCAGCACGGAUCCCGAGCUGUCCUAGCUCUGGCUGGGGACCCUUCUGGAGCGCGUCUGGUUUCUGGCUCAAUAGAUUACGACAUGUGCUUCUGGGACUUUGCUGGCAUGGACUCCGGCAUGCGCAGCUUCCGCCAGCUGCAGCCGUGCGAGAACCACCCUAUACGCUCACUGCAAUACUCCGUGACCGGUGACAUGAUCCUGGUCAUCUCAGGAAACGCCCAAGCCAAGGUGCUUGAUCGCGAUGGCUUUGAGAAACUAGAGUGCUGCAAGGGUGACCAGUACAUCUCGGACAUGUCCCGCACCAAAGGGCAUGUGGCUCAGCUCACCUCGGGCUGCUGGCACCCUUUUAAUAGAGAGCAGUUCCUAACAGCAGCACUUGAUGGCACCCUGCGCAUCUGGCAGGGAUUGAAAUCUAAAGAACAGGUGCAGGUGAUCAAGACAAGGGCGCAGGGCGGAUUACGAACAAACGCUGCAUCGUGCAACUUCAACAGGGACGCCACACUGAUAGCAGCGGGAUGCGUGGACGGUUCCAUUCAGACCUGGGACACUCGCAAAAUGUAUGUUAAUACAACACACUGUGUCAGAGAAGCGCAUCAAAAAGGCACUGAAAUCACAUCCAUUGUAUUCUCGUACAUGGGUCAGCAACUGGCCACUCGGAGCCUUGACGAGACCAUGAAACUAUGGGACCUCAGACAAUUCAAAAAGCCGCUGCACACCUGGACGAAUUUGUACUCCCGCUACGACACCACAGACUGCUGCUUCAGUCCGGACGAUCGGAUGCUGGUCGCUGGCGAAUCAUUACCCAAGGGUCAGACCGAAGCGAACUUGUAUUUCUACAGCACGAAAACCUACGAUGAAGUCCAGCGGAUUCCGGUGUCCAACUCGCACGUGGUAAAGACUCUGUGGCAUCCGAAACUCAAUCAACUAUUUGUUAGCUGUGGUAAUGGCACUAUUAAAUGCUAUUAUGACGAACAGCGGAGUAUCCGCGGCGCCAAGUUGUGCGUGGUUAAGACGCAUCGGAAGAGGCAGCCUAUGGAAAUGGUGGGAGUGUCACAGAUUAUUACUCCUCAUGCUCUGCCCUUGUUCAGACAGGAAAAAUCGCGUACCUCGCGCAAGAGAAUGGAAAAGGCGCGAAUGGAUCCGGUUAAGUCCAAGCGACCAGACUUGCCCAUUACCAGUGGUCAGGGUGGCAGAGUAGCCACCUCUGGUGGCACUCUCUCCUCUUAUGUCAUCCGCAAUUUAGGCCUAAGCAAGCGGGUUGACGAUGACCAGGAUCCCAGAGAGGCCAUCUUGAAAUACGCAAAAGACGCAGCUGAAAAUCCGUACUGGAUAGCUCCGGCCUACAAGCAGACCCAGCCAAAAGCCAUCUUUUCCGAAAAACUGCCCGCUGAUGAGCCGGCCACCAAGAAGCCCAAAACGGAGACAGACAAAUAGCCACAAUAUUUUUAGGUCCUUAGAAUUGUAAAUAAACUCGUUACGGUUAAUGAA